CGCCGGAGGGGGGGAAGGGCUUGCACUCCCGCUCCCACAAUGCAUGGCGCGCCCACCGAAAGUCGCGUGAGGCAGCGUUGCCGUCUCACGUGGAUGAACGCGUCACUUCCGUAAACACUCUAGAAAACCGAUGACAGGGGGAGCCGCGCAGAAAGUAGAACUGGAAAGCACCUGGAGUCUCACAUGACGAACGCGUCACUUCCGUAAACACUCUAGGAAACGGAUGAAACGGGAAGCUGUGCAGGUAGGGAACAGGCUUAUUACUUUUUUCAGUUUUCUUACUCUGAUCCAAUGUGCUUUCAGUGUGAGCUUUUUUUUUAACUGCUGAAGGACUACUUUGAGGAAGUGACAGAAUUAACUAAUAAAGAUUGAAGAGCAGCUGUAGGGGCACUGGCUCCACCUAGUCAUUAAUUUCCAGGAAAUGCCAUAUACCAAGCUCUCUUGCUGUUAUAAAACCAUAGUGAUGUGGUUUUUAUUUGGGUACAUAUAGGUUAUUUCUAGAAUAUUAAUGCAUUGUAAAUAUUACAAUUCUUCAGUCAUCUCUGAUUAUUCUACUUGGACUAUAAUUGAGUAAUAGUGGCUGAAAGGGUGAUUUCUAGUAGACACCAGUCAUGUAAAAGAACCUAAGUGUAGUAGAAUCGUUUAGUUACUAGUGGGGCUCUAGCUGACUUCGAAGGCCUAGAUUUGUGACCUGGUUCUGCUGCUGCUCAUACAGGCUUUUCCAGCUUAUCUUGAAAAUCAAGAUUUUCCUUUUUGGGUAAAGCAGUUGCUGCUGAUCUGUGAGGGGUUUAAAAACUAGACUCUUUUAUACAAUACACCUGAGCAUCACUACAGCUCUUUAUAAUAAAUAAUUUGUUUGCUCAUUUCAAUGGAUAUUUAACUAUUUUAUCCUUCAAUAAGAUAAGAAAUUAGUCUGAGCGCAAUAGUUAACCAGCGGAAAUGGAAGAAAGGAAAAUCAAGAGGAGGAGCCCCAAAUCAUCCAGUAGUCAUCUGACUCAGGUUGCUAAUGCCAAGAAAAAUUCUGUGCCAGUCAGUAAAAGUACAGCAUUUUCAAAUCCUGCACCACAAGCAAAUUCACAAAGACCAAAGUUAAAAAGAGGAAUAAAAGAAAAAGCCAAACCUCCAGGAGGGGAAGGAAAAGGGGCACAGGCAGCACCAAUACAGCACUCUUUUCUCACAGAUGUAUCAGAUGUUCAGGAGAUGGAGAGGGGACUUCUGAGCCUUCUAAAUGAUUUCCACUCUGGCAAACUUCAAGCAUUCGGAAAUGAGUGUUCCAUAGAACAGAUGGAACAUGUGCGGGGGAUGCAGGAGAAGCUAGCUCGCUUGAAUUUGGAACUCUAUGGGGAGUUGGAAGAACUUCCUGAAGAUAAAAGAAAACUUGCCAGUGACUCCAAUUUGGAUAGGCUACUAUCAGAUCUGGAAGAACUGAAUUCUUCUAUACAAAAACUUCAUUUAGCAGAUGCACAAGAUAUCCCAAAUACCUCCACCAGCUAAAAGUGUAGGUUUUUUUGAUUUAGAGACCUCUCCAAGAAGUCAUGUCCUUAUUUUUCAUAUGGAAUCUAGAGUCUUACUCAUUUUCCACAACAAAGAAUUAAAGUGCAAAUGCAAGUGAUUAUUUUCACACAUUCCUGUUAGCAGAUUUGAGCACUGCAAUAUAUCAGGGUUGGAAUCUAUUGCUCUAACUGCAAUGAUGUGCUGCUAUGCUUUCUUUUAUUGCCUUAUUUAAUAUAAAAGUGUUUGGGGAAAACUUGAAAGUACAUGCUCAGUGUUGUUCACAUGUCUGUUGGAUUUAUAUAUGUACAUAUAAUACGUUCACUAACAUUACUCCAAUUUUGACAAAGAUAGCAGUGAAGGUUUGUUGUAGCUGCCUUCCUGCCUGGUAUGUAGACAAUCUGCACACUCUUUAGUGUGUUUUGUUUGCCAUUAAAUGAGUGCUUAUUAAUUUAUUUAAAAAUAUGCCAUACGCUAUGUUAAAAAGUGUAGCAUCUGUUUAAUUAUGGUCAGAGAAAGAGCUCUUGUAUGAUCAGAAUUUUUAUAGUCAGUUUUUUCUCUUGCUCUGUCAGCCACUUUAAAAUUUAAAAUUUCACCCAGUUAGAAUUGGAAUACAUACUGGCAAUCCAUGUCAUUUGGUUUUGGCAAUUUUGAAUUCUCAGCAAUACUUACAGUGUCACUCCAUAAUAAAUCCAUUCUACACUA
Molecule: messenger RNA, 2196 nt
Organism: Dermochelys coriacea (leatherback sea turtle)
Lineage: Eukaryota; Metazoa; Chordata; Testudines; Dermochelyidae
Gene: CCDC28A
Product: coiled-coil domain containing 28A
Exons: 6
Coding region: 940-1494 (184 amino acids)
Source: RefSeq, a predicted model, not a curated record